AUGUCGACUUCGUCAUCGAGUCCCGCUGUCGACUUCGUCCUUGUCGAGUCUUACGCUGUCGACUUCGUCGUCGAGCCGCCCGCUGUCGACCUCGUCGUCGGGUCGUAUGCUGUCGACGUCGUCGUCGUCGCGUUGCUCGCUGUCGACUUCGACGUCGGGUCGCCGGCUGCCGACUUCGUCGUCGAGUCGCUAGCUGUCGACUUCGUCGUCCCGUCCCGCCGUCGACUGCGUCGUCGAGGUCCGCGCAGUGUCAGACGAGGGAGAAGUGGAGUCGCGCUGUCGACUUCAUUGUCGAGUCGCUAG
Messenger RNA from Schizophyllum commune H4-8, 303 nucleotides. RefSeq lists its product as uncharacterized. Bases 1 to 303 code for a protein of 100 amino acids. The record is from RefSeq and is a predicted model, not a curated record. The transcript is spliced from 2 exons. Lineage: Eukaryota; Fungi; Basidiomycota; Agaricomycetes; Agaricales; Schizophyllaceae.